AGGUCACAUGACAGCGAGAUCGAAACCCCUGCAGUGUCUUUUCAGAACUGGAGCGUAAAUCGCGGUGUUGUUAUCCGGCAACUCGUUUAUUCUUUUAGAUAUACGUUUUUAAAAUGAGUAUUCCUGUAGUGGACUUCGGUGCAUACAGCCUGAGUGAGAAGCAUGUUGGUGAGGAGCAGAUGCGCAGCUUGAGCAAAGAGCUGGACACUGCUUUCACUGAAGUGGGGUUUGUGUUCCUGCAGAACACUGGGAUCCCCCAGGAGGAGGUGGAUCGUGUUAUGGCCAUAUCCAAGACCUUCUUCCUGCAGCCAGAUGAGCAGAAACAACCCUUCAGCAGGAAGAGCUUUGCUGGGAAUCCUAACCACGGCUGGGUGUCUUUUGGGAUUGAGAGGUUGAAUCCAAGCCGCCCUGGAGACCUAAAGGAAGCAUUCAACAUUACCUCACUUCAGCCUGACAUUAAAUGGCCAUCAGAUGCUGCAAAAGGCUUUAGGGAGAUCCAGACGUCUUUCUUCCAGCGCUGCAAAGAGCUGAGUCUGCGGGUGCUGAGGGUGAUGGCUGUCAGUCUGGGUCUGGACCCCGAGGUGUUCCUCAGUGCGCACAGAUUCAUAGGAGAGGAAGGGAAUUGUACCACACUGCGGUCUCUGUACUACCCUCCAGUAAAGCAGGAGGAGGUGAAGGAGGGUCAGCUGCGGUGUGGAGAACAUUCAGACUACGGCUCCAUCACCCUGCUGUUCAAUAGCUCUGGGGGUCUGCAGGUGCGUCAACGAUCAGGAGAAUUCAUCUGUGCUCCUGCCGUCCCCGGAGCCAUCCUGGUUAACAUCGCUGACCUGAUGCAGCGCUGGACCAGCGAUCACUUUGUCUCUGUGCGGCACAGAGUGUUGCUGCCUCCUGUUGGAGACCACAGCACCCGUCAGUCUCUGGCCUUCUUCGUGCAGCCGGACGACGAGGCUCUGAUCUGCUGCUGCGACGGCUCCAACAAAUACCCUCCGGUGACAGGAGGGGGAUACAUCGAGGAGCGCUUUAAAGCCUCAUAUGGACAAAACUGAACCUCAGAAUCACUUCAUUCAUGCACAACUGUUGAUACACACUUGGGAAGUCUUUCACCGUGUUCUAUCAGCACAUGUUUCUACAUUUUGGAUAUAAUUGUACUUUCAAGAUAAAUGUGUAUGAUUGAAGAAAGUGACACAAACCUCAAACGUGCAACAUCAUUCAUUUUAUUGUCCACAUUCAAACCUUGUACUACAGAUUCAUUCAUUCUUCACACAUGAUGUCGGGAGGUGGACAGAUUUGACAGCUUUCUGGAAAAUACAGAACUCAAUUGCUCAAAAAAUAAACAAUCAUUUCUCUUUGA
Messenger RNA from Eleginops maclovinus (Patagonian blennie), 1351 nucleotides. RefSeq lists its product as uncharacterized. Gene Ontology annotation, molecular function: 2-oxoglutarate-dependent dioxygenase activity. Bases 114 to 1046 code for a protein of 310 amino acids. The transcript is spliced from 7 exons. Lineage: Eukaryota; Metazoa; Chordata; Actinopteri; Perciformes; Eleginopidae. The record is from RefSeq and is a predicted model, not a curated record.